Messenger RNA from Pediculus humanus corporis (human body louse), 459 nucleotides. RefSeq lists its product as uncharacterized. Lineage: Eukaryota; Metazoa; Arthropoda; Insecta; Psocodea; Pediculidae. The coding region runs from base 1 to 459 and encodes 152 amino acids. The transcript is spliced from 3 exons. The record is from RefSeq and is a predicted model, not a curated record.
AUGCAGUAUCCGCCUCCAAAAUUUCCAGCUGGAAAACCGACAACACCUAUUGAUGAUCUAGAGGAUUACGCCAUAGAAUACAAAGUAGGAAUAGUAUCCGAUAGACCCGUUCAGAGCUUCAACCCUUCUGGAACUGGCUCCACGACCCUAACUGAAGAAGAGUACAAGGAUCAGUUGCUUUACCUGCAACCUACUUUACUUGAAAAUAUUCAGGAUCAGUUGCUUUACCUGCAACCUACUUUACGAGAAAAAUAUUUAGGAUCAGUUGCAUUACCUGCAACCUACUUUACGAGAAAAUAUUCAGGAUCAGUUUAUCCGCCUCCAAAAUUUCCAGCUGGAAAACCGACAACACCUAUUGAUGAUCUAGAGGAUUACGCCAUAGAAUACAAAGUAGGAAUAGUAUCCGAUAGACCCGUUCAGAGCUUCAACCCUUCUGGAAAACUGGCUCCACGACCCUAA